UGUAACAUCCUCUCCUCUUAUUGGCUCUCCUUCUCGUAACGUGUCACAAACAGUGAAACGCGGAUGGUGAUUUUAAACCUGUUAAUUAAACCUGUUAAUUAAACCCGUUAAUUAAACCCGUGAUGGAGACAUAAGGUGUGUGUGUGUCUGCACAGGUGAAGACAACAUGACGCAGAACAUUCAGAACCUUCCCAUCGACAUACAGACCAGCAAACUCCUGGACUGGCUGCUGGAUCGACGUCACUGUAAUCUGAAAUGGCAGAGCGCGGUCAAAGAGAUCAGAGAGAAGAUCAACGCCGCCAUCCAGGACAUGCCGGAGAACGAGGAGAUCAAGCAGCUCCUCUCCGGCUCUUACAUUCACUACUUCCACUGCUUGAGGAUAGUGGAGAUACUGAAGGGAACCGAGGCGUCCUCCAAGAACAUCUUUGGCAGAUAUUCAUCUCAGAGGAUGAAGGAUUGGCAAGAGAUUGUGUCUCUUUAUGAGGUCGAUAAUCUCUAUUUGGCGGAGGUGGCCAGUUUGCUGACUCGCAAUGUGAGCUAUGAAGGUCCGGCUCUGAGGAAGCAGCUGGCCAAAGCCCAGCAGCUGCAGCAGGAGCUGAGCAGGCGGGAAGUGGAGUGCCAGAGCUCAGCCGCAGACCUGAGGGAACGCUACUAUGCCGCGUGCAAACAGUACGGCAUCACGGGAGACAAUGUGGCUCGUGAGCUUCAGGCUCUGGUCAAAGACUUACCAGCUGUUCUUGAUGAAGUCGGGAAGGAUGCAGCCAAAUUAGAGAAGCAAAUCCAGUUUUAUACAGCCUUCACAAACUUUGUAUGUGAGUGGUCUGAGCCGGUCCUUCCCACGCUGACAUUUGCCCAGAAGAGAGGAAACGUGACUUUUUAUGAAUGGAGAACGGGGAAAGUCCCCACUGUCGUCGAGAGGCCAGCUGCGGAAGAAGCAGCUCCUGAUACAGCCACAGAUGAUGCGAUUGAUUGGGGUGACUUUGGUACAGGUGCAGCUACCCAGGAUGUCAUCACAGUGGAGGAUGGGGUAGACUGGGGUAUCAGUCUGGAGCCGAGUUCUGAGGACGCAGCUGCUGGUGGUAUUGACUGGGGUGACAGUGAAGCCGCUCCCAUUGAAAUUGAAGUUGUAGACGCGGGAACAGACUGUCCUGAGGGCGUGGCGAGGGGCGAGGAUGCUUUAACAAUACUGGAGAACUCUCAGUCACGCAGCCUGUUCAUCGACGAGCUGAUGGAGCUGGAAGCGUUCCUAACCCAGCGCGUGAACGAGAUGGGAGAGGAGGGCGAUGUGGUCGCUAUGAGCCAGUUCCAGCUGGCCCCUUCUGUCAUCCAAGGCCAAUCCCGUGAACAUAUUCGGGAGAUGCUGUCAGAGGUGCAGGACCUUCUGGGACGGCUCACUUCUCUGCGGAUGCAGCACCUGUUUAUGAUCCAGGCCUCGCCGCGGUAUGUCGAGCGAGUGACGGAGGUGCUGAGACAGAAGCUGAAGCAGGCGGACAUUCUGGUACUGAAGGGUGCCACGAUGGUGGAGAAAAGGCAGGAAGCCCUAGAGGAGCAGUCCAGGCUGGAGCCUCGUGUCGACCUGCUGGCAGGAUGCACCCGGGAACUCCAGAAACUGAUUCAAGCUGACGUUUCAAAGAAAUACCACAACAGGCCCGUCAACCUGAUGGGGGUUAAUAUAUAGUGAGAAUAUUUCAUGUCAUGAUCCACUUGCAGAAAUAAAAGUGGUGUUUAAUUUUA
This is a messenger RNA of Larimichthys crocea (large yellow croaker), 1734 nucleotides long. RefSeq names its product CDK5 regulatory subunit associated protein 3 (gene cdk5rap3). Gene Ontology annotation, cellular component: endomembrane system. The coding region runs from base 167 to 1678 and encodes 503 amino acids. The record is from RefSeq and is a predicted model, not a curated record. Gene Ontology annotation, biological process: regulation of mitotic cell cycle. The transcript has 14 exons. NCBI's taxonomy places the organism in Eukaryota, Metazoa, Chordata, Actinopteri, Sciaenidae.